This is a messenger RNA of Orbicella faveolata, 2906 nucleotides long. RefSeq names its product testin-like. The record is from RefSeq and is a predicted model, not a curated record. Gene Ontology annotation, molecular function: zinc ion binding. NCBI's taxonomy places the organism in Eukaryota, Metazoa, Cnidaria, Anthozoa, Scleractinia, Merulinidae.
UCACGAUGAGUCACAUCCGUUUGCAUGUUAAUCUGGGAGGGAAGGAAAUAUCGAGAGUAUUUUGCCCUAAUAGCUGAGCAAGUAAUUUGAUUGUUAGCCACUUUUUUGUCGAACUUUUGACCCGAAGAAUACCUACAGGACAUCGUCAAAAGGAUUGAAUUUUCCGAUCUGCCGAGGAAAUGUCAUCAAGAUCGGAAGACGGCGUAAACUUACACAUUCCGAAAAAGUACACUUUAGGUCAUGAGAGGAAUGCUGGGGCACCUUGCCUAAAGUGUGGCCCAGUGAAGUGUGAGGGGGGAUUGGACUUGCAUUUUUGGAGAAAAAUCUGCAAAACAUGCAAGUGUAAACCUGAGGAACAUGAUAUCAAGAGUGUUGAAGAGGAGGCCCAUAAACUUGUGGUGCACAGUCUGUUCUCCAAAGACUCCCCUGUUGGACACAUUCGUGACUACUUCCGCAAACUUGAAGAAGCUAACAAAAACAAAGGACAGCAGUCCGAAUAUGCCAAGCAGUUUGCCUGGGUUCCACCCGGUCUCCAGCAGGGAGUGUUGAUGAAGUACAUGGAGUCGCUGCCUCCUGCAGUCAAGCCUAAAAAUGGCAGUGAAGGUGCAAAAUAUCGCCGCAAACAAAUGAUGUACCAGCUUCCUAUCCAUGACCAUGAUGAAAAUUAUUGUGACAGUUUGACUGAGCCUGAAAGAGCCAGCAUGAGGCAAUUCUGUGAAGACAGAAACCAGAAUGCCCUUGGUGUGGGCGAUGUACGAGAAAAGACCAACCCUGUCUCUAAGUGGGUCUGUUACCGAUGUGGUAACAACAUAAAACUUGGGGAGAUAGCUGUGUUCGCCUCACGCGCCGGAGAAGACAAGUGCUGGCAUCCGGGCUGCUUUGUGUGUUCAAUUUGCAACAACAUCUUAGUGGAUCUGAUUUAUUUCUUCAAGGAAGGAGCCAUCUACUGUGGCAGACAUUAUGCUGAGUUGUACAAACCCCGCUGUGCUGCCUGUGAUGAACUUAUCUUUAGCCGGGAGUACACUCAAGCCGAGGACCGCAACUGGCACCGUAAGCACUUCUGUUGUUACGAGUGUGAUUUGGAUCUUGGUGGUCUGUUGUACGUAGCACGUGAUGGGCACCCUCACUGCAUGCAGUGCUACAACCGUCUGUACGCCAAGAAGUGCUUUGACUGCCGUGAAAUCAUCAACGCUGACGCUCAGAGGAUCGAAUACGAGGGCUACUUCUGGCACGCGACCGACGCCUGCUUUAAGUGUGGGUUGUGCAAGAGAUCUCUGAUUGGAAAGCAGUUUCUCCGCCAUCCCAGGAAAAACCAGAUUUUCUGCUCCACCGAAUGCGCCAAGAGGUACACUUUAGGUCAUGAGAGGAAUGCUGGGGCACCUUGCCUAAAGUGUGGCCCAGUGAAGUGUGAGGGGGGAUUGGACUUGCAUUUUUGGAGAAAAAUCUGCAAAACAUGCAAGUGUAAACCUGAGGAACAUGAUAUCAAGAGUGUUGAAGAGGAGGCCCAUAAACUUGUGGUGCACAGUCUGUUCUCCAAAGACUCCCCUGUUGGACACAUUCGUGACUACUUCCGCAAACUUGAAGAAGCUAACAAAAACAAAGGACAGCAGUCCGAAUAUGCCAAGCAGUUUGCCUGGGUUCCACCCGGUCUCCAGCAGGGAGUGUUGAUGAAGUACAUGGAGUCGCUGCCUCCUGCAGUCAAGCCUAAAAAUGGCAGUGAAGGUGCAAAAUAUCGCCGCAAACAAAUGAUGUACCAGCUUCCUAUCCAUGACCAUGAUGAAAAUUAUUGUGACAGUUUGACUGAGCCUGAAAGAGCCAGCAUGAGGCAAUUCUGUGAAGACAGAAACCAGAAUGCCCUUGGUGUGGGCGAUGUACGAGAAAAGACCAACCCUGUCUCUAAGUGGGUCUGUUACCGAUGUGGUAACAACAUAAAACUUGGGGAGAUAGCUGUGUUCGCCUCACGCGCCGGAGAAGACAAGUGCUGGCAUCCGGGCUGCUUUGUGUGUUCAAUUUGCAACAACAUCUUAGUGGAUCUGAUUUAUUUCUUCAAGGAAGGAGCCAUCUACUGUGGCAGACAUUAUGCUGAGUUGUACAAACCCCGCUGUGCUGCCUGUGAUGAACUUAUCUUUAGCCGGGAGUACACUCAAGCCGAGGACCGCAACUGGCACCGUAAGCACUUCUGUUGUUACGAGUGUGAUUUGGAUCUUGGUGGUCUGUUGUACGUAGCACGUGAUGGGCACCCUCACUGCAUGCAGUGCUACAACCGUCUGUACGCCAAGAAGUGCUUUGACUGCCGUGAAAUCAUCAACGCUGACGCUCAGAGGAUCGAAUACGAGGGCUACUUCUGGCACGCGACCGACGCCUGCUUUAAGUGUGGGUUGUGCAAGAGAUCUCUGAUUGGAAAGCAGUUUCUCCGCCAUCCCAGGAAAAACCAGAUUUUCUGCUCCACCGAAUGCGCCAAGAGGUACUGAAGCUACACGCGAUGUACCACGACUGAUGCAUGACUGUCUGACAAGGGACAGUAGUUUUUAACGCCUUGAUUUAGGUUUUAUCCGUGAACGAUGUUAGAUUUUAGAAGUCGAGAUACAUUGUUAUGAAAGAGCGACGAAAGGAAUCGAGACAGUCGAAAGUCGCGAGAACGAACACCAGUUAUCUUGUUGUGUUAAAUUUUUGAAAACGAAUGUUUUUGAGGGGUGGGGAAACUUCUUAUUGUUAAAUUAAGUAUUCAUAUUGUUUCCCACGCUCGUGUCGUACAUGUUUGGUGCAUUAUUAUGAUGUAGCCAGCGUUUUAAUCGAUCAUACGGAUACAGGAGUUGUGAGUGCUUGUGUAUUACCGUCGCUUGUUAUUUGUUCAGACUUAAUAAAUGUAGGGAAUAUUCCCUUCACUGCAUAAUUUUUUAACAAAA